AUGAAGUUCUCUACCAUCACCGCAUUGGCCUCCCUUGCCGGCUUGACGCUGGCGGCUCCGAUUGAACAGAGGGAUCCCUCCCGGGGCAAUGGCUCUGGGAAGAGUAAAUUCUCCCAGAGUGACAUCACUAUUUUGCAAUUCGCCCUGACCCUUGAACAUCUCGAGAACACCUUUUACCAGGAAGCUUUCAACACUUUCAAACUGCAGGACUUUAUCAACGCGGGGUUCAGCGAGGAGUUCUUUGUCAAUCUGCAAUUCAUCGCCUUCGACGAAGCUACCCAUGUUCAGAUUCUGCAAGCUGCCAUUUCUUCUGCCGGCGUCAUUCCUGUCCUGCCCUGCUCGUACCACUUCCCAGUCACCGAUGUGGCGAGCUUCGUGACCCUCUCGGCAGUUCUCGAGAGUAUCGGCACCAGUGCCUACUUGGGAGCGGCCGGUUUUGUCGGAUCCAAGGAUAUCCUCACCAUAGCUGCCAGCAUCAUGGCCACUGAAGGCUUGCACACUGCCCUCCAGAGAAGCUCGCUUGGUGCCAUCGGUGCUCCUGAUCCAUUCUUCACUCCUCUCGACCCCAACUCUGUCUUCACGCUUGCGGCUCAAUUCAUUACCGCAUGUCCGCCAUCCAACCCACCGUUGCCAUUCACCGCAUUCCCAAGCCUCACGAUUGAUGCUCAACAAUGUUUCGACGAAGUAGGAAGCUUUGGUGCCUCCCAAGUCGAGGCUGCUGUGUCAGCAACCGAGACCACGACUGCCGAUUAUGCCACCAGGACCUGGGCGGACAGCACGGACACUACCGUCGCUGACAUUGCUGCCAUUUCCACCACUGAUACUGCCAGUGCCACCGAAACAGCUGCUGCCUCUUCCUCCAGCACCACCACCACCACCACAGAAUCUGCUGCAGCAGAAACAACAGCCCCACCUGCAAUGAAACUCCGUGUGCGCCAGGAAGAAGCCAACGCCUCUACCACUGAUUCUGCUGCUCUUUCUUCUACCACUACCACCAGCAGCGAUGGUGCAGUCGCCUCUGCCACCGAAGUCUCCGUCGCUAGUGUCAGCUCCGGUGCUAGCUGCUCAGUGAUUAGCUCAGGCUCGAUACUCAAGCUGUCACCUGAUUUCAAGUCCUCUCGUCAUGAUUUCAGCCGCGUCACGGAGAUCUUUGUCACUUUCGUUGAAGGUCUGAAUGUCAUUUCUGUCGCCGUUGGCAUCAACUCGGGCGUCAUUGGCGGCGGUGGAUUUGGCGUGCCCAUUCCCAGUGGCAUUGGCGGCCAAGUCUUCGUUUUCAUUACUGUCGUCGAUAUCUCCGGCCGGACUCUCAAGGACUCGGACGUCCUCUUCGGGCCUGGUAUCGUGGAAGGUCAGUUGCCAUCAUUCUUCGCCCGGUGA
Messenger RNA from Exophiala spinifera, 1377 nucleotides. RefSeq lists its product as uncharacterized. The transcript is spliced from 3 exons. The coding region runs from base 1 to 1377 and encodes 458 amino acids. NCBI's taxonomy places the organism in Eukaryota, Fungi, Ascomycota, Eurotiomycetes, Chaetothyriales, Herpotrichiellaceae. The record is from RefSeq and is a predicted model, not a curated record.